AUGCAGAAGAGUAGAUUGAAAGAAAUAAAUAUAAGAGAUAUUAGUUUAGAACCGUCUGCGGCACUAAUUGAUCUUCGAUAUGGACUGAAUCCUUUGGAGGGGAACAUAUGUACUGUCGGGUCUAACUCAGUUACUUCUAACUCUUCAAUUGAUAUUGGACUUGGCAAUACAGGAGGUGCAGGUUUAGAUAGUAUCCCAUCAAUUGAUUCUGCUUUUAAUUGGAAUGCAGUGUUUGGUUCAUCUUUUGGUUCCUUCUCUUGCAUUGCUGAUCACUCUUGUGCAGAAAAUUACAGGAAACUAAGAAGCAGCAACAGUGAAGAAAGUUCACAGAUUCCUUUCUGGAUCUACGCUGUUGGAGGAUGGUUGCAGCAGAAUUUUCAUGCGACUGGAGCUGCACCAAACACGGGAUUGCCUCGAUUUGAGCGAUCAUAUGCUCAAGGCACAGGUCCUGCCUGGAAUGGUCAAUUGGUUCUACAACAGCAGCCUUCUUCACCUGUCUAUGGUGCUCAGAGAAGUGGCUUGCUACCACCACCACUCUGGGAAGUACAGGCGCCAGACUCUAGCCCAGUUGCGGGUGCUCAAUAUCCUCAAUCAAUGGUUACUCAAGUUAGUGUAACACAUGGCCAACCUCAAGGACCUCAACAUAUGAGAAGUGAUCAGAUGGUGGGUAUGUACAUUCAGCCAAUCACAACCAGUCAUUUGUCAGCAAUUAAUAACAAGGCUGUUCAGGGAAACUGGUUUGCUGGUUUUCAUCCUCAAUCAGUUCUGGGAGCACAGUAUAUGGACAUACUUUCACAGCAAAUGGCUUCUAUGUAUCCGUAA
This is a messenger RNA of Durio zibethinus, 822 nucleotides long. Lineage: Eukaryota; Viridiplantae; Streptophyta; Magnoliopsida; Malvales; Malvaceae. The record is from RefSeq and is a predicted model, not a curated record.